Frankliniella occidentalis (western flower thrips) is the source of this 978-nucleotide messenger RNA. It is a transcript of the gene Ilp3, whose product is annotated as bombyxin A-1 homolog. The transcript is spliced from 3 exons. The record is from RefSeq and is a predicted model, not a curated record. Gene Ontology annotation, cellular component: extracellular region. Gene Ontology annotation, molecular function: hormone activity. The coding region runs from base 154 to 582 and encodes 142 amino acids. Lineage: Eukaryota; Metazoa; Arthropoda; Insecta; Thysanoptera; Thripidae.
UGGGGCCUGACGGGGGUGAGGGGUGUGCGGCGGUAUAAAGUACCCCUCCCCGGUCUGGCGGUGCCACUCUGAGGGGAGAUUGCCUCUCAGCCGGGAGCAUCCAGCAGCCAGACACCUAGGGGAGCCGGGCCACACCGAGACAACACACUCGAGAUGAGGUGCGGCGACGGCGUGGCCAGUGUGCGGCUGGUGGUGCUCGCCCUCGCCAUGUGCUUCUUCUGCCUGGCCGGAGGCGAGCGGGGACAGACUUUCUGCGGCAAGGCUCUGCCCCAAGUGCUCAGCCUGGUCUGCGACGGCUGCUACAACACCCGCGACAAGAAGUACAUCCACAACACCAUCGACGACAGCUACUGGGUGUGGGCGAGCAUGCCCAAGAAGGAGGACGGCGACGACCUGGAGGACCUCGAGGAGGCAGAGCACCAGCCGCCGUUCCGGGACCGCCUGCGCGCCGCGGACAUGAUCGGCGACGCGUACAAGCGCUUCACGAGGGGCGUGGCGGACGAGUGCUGCCACAAGCAGUGCAGCAUGAGCGAGGUGGCCAACUACUGCUGCGAGAAGACCGCGAGACGCCCCUACAGCUAAGUGCGCCACCCGCGUCCCACGUCCAUGGGAAAAGUGAGCUCAGUGGGUUUUGCCCUUUUCAAAAUCGGAAGCUGUCUAAUUUUCUUUAUUUCCUUUUUUUGUUGUUGUUGUUGAAUUAUUCUGUCUUUAACUCGGUUUGUGGUUUGGGUGGGACCGCGAAUUAGAACGCGUAAAGCUCUUGCCUUGAAAUGAAAAUUCUUUCAAUCAAAAUUUCAGAAUUGUUUAUUUACAAUACUUGUAUUAAUUUAAAUAUUUCGAAGUGGAGAUACAUUCUCACGCCUUUGACCGGAGCUGAUUUUCGUUGCCACAUUUGAGGCCGACGUGUUAAAUUAAUGUAAUUGUCUCCAUUUAUCACAGCCAAAAUAUUUUUCUCAAUAAACUACAAACUACCAACUA